AUGAACCAAUCACAACACAUAUCAAGGAGAUUCGACAAUUUUAAUGAUGAACAAAUCGCAACUAAUCGUCUUCGAUUAAAGGCUCACAUACAUGUGGUGUUGUUGCUUGCACUUCAAGGAAUUCCAUUUAGAGGCCAUGAUGAGAAAUCUAGUUCAUCUAAUCGUGGCAAUUUUCUUGAAUUUUUGGAUGUGCUAAGCAUGUACAAUGAUGAACUUUCAAAGGCAAUUGCGAAAGCUCCAAAAAAUGCCAAGUAUACAAGUCAUGAUAUUCAGAAACAAAUACUUCAUGUGCUUUUAAUGAGAGUGAAAAAUGUAAUUCGUGAAGAAAUUGGAGUUGCCAAGUAUUGCAUAAUUGUUGAUGAAGCCCGAGAUGAGUCAAAAAGGGAGCAAGUGUCUAUAGUAUUGAGAGGUCAAGGUUAUGAUGGUGCUAGUAAUAUGAGGGGCGAAUUUAAUGGAUUGCAAGCUUUAAUCAUAAAAGAUUGUAGAAGUGCUUAUUAUGUUCAUUGCUUUGCUCAUCGGUUACAAUUGGCUUUAGUUGUAGCAUCAAAAAAUGUGACACCUAUUCAUCAAUUUUUUGAUAGAUUAACUUUUAUAGUUAAUAUUGUUGGUUCUUCGUGCAAGCGUAAUGAUGAAUUGAAGAAUUCUCAUGCAGAUGACAUUGAACAUUUGAUUGCUAUUAAUGAACUCGAGACAGGGCGUGGACUUAAUCAGAUAGGUACUUUACAAAGAGCUGCUGAUACACGUUGGAGUUCUCAUUUGAGAUCGUUGAAAGGCUUAAUUAAGAUGUUUAGUGCAUUGUGUAUGGUAUUGCUUAAGGUUAUGGAUGAUGGACUUCCUUCUCAACGAGCAAAUACAACAUCUGUUUAUGAUGAAAUGACUUCUUUUGAUUUUGUAUUCAUCUUGCAUCUUAUGAAAGAGAUCAUGGGAAUCACGGAUAUCCUUUGUCAAGCUUUACAAAGUAAGUCUCAGGAUAUUAUAAAUGCAAUGGAGCUUGUAUUAUCUACUAAGAAUUUACUUCAACAAAUGAGGGAUAACAAGUGGAAUGAUUUGCUUGCAAAAGUGAAAUCUUUUUGUGAACUUCGAAAUAUUGAUAUUCCUGAUUUCAAUGCUCCAUAUAUUAAUAGACGAGGUCGAGCCCGUGCUCGUCAAGACAAUUUCACCAUUGAGCAUCAUUAUCAGUGGAGUCUUUCAGAGUUGAGGAUAUAUACUAACAAGUCUGUUACAUACAAUCUCAUUUUUAGAGUGAUUGUACUUGUGCUUACUCUUCCAGUUUCCACUGCUACUACAGAAUGA
Zingiber officinale is the source of this 1293-nucleotide messenger RNA. RefSeq names its product zinc finger MYM-type protein 1-like. The coding region runs from base 1 to 1293 and encodes 430 amino acids. The transcript has 4 exons. The record is from RefSeq and is a predicted model, not a curated record. NCBI's taxonomy places the organism in Eukaryota, Viridiplantae, Streptophyta, Magnoliopsida, Zingiberales, Zingiberaceae.